Messenger RNA from Xenia sp. Carnegie-2017, 2267 nucleotides. RefSeq names its product carnitine O-acetyltransferase-like. The record is from RefSeq and is a predicted model, not a curated record. NCBI's taxonomy places the organism in Eukaryota, Metazoa, Cnidaria, Anthozoa, Malacalcyonacea, Xeniidae. The coding region runs from base 140 to 2104 and encodes 654 amino acids. Gene Ontology annotation, molecular function: acyltransferase activity. The transcript is spliced from 14 exons.
ACCAAAUGAACAAAGCAAUGACAUGUUGGCAGUCAUUAUAAUUCCAAGCUGCAUUAAGGAAGUUUGGUGAACUAAACGUUACGUUUUCACAGCCUGAGACAUGCUAGGAGUUCAUACAUGAUUACGAAACACGAAGCAGAUGUCCAAAGCAAUCGAACAUUCAAACUUUAACGAGACGAAUCUGUCGAAAUCCAAGAGCAACAACAUGUUUAUCACUAAAUCUGCACGCGUGAUCAAGUCAAAUGUAACAAAUCAGUCAAAAGCAUUCUACAAGACAGUGCCUAUGUCAAGAAGAGGCAAUAUGUUUGCCAAACAGUUAGAGCUUCCUCAUUUACCUGUGCCUCCAUUGCAACAGAGUUUGUCCAAGUACCUGCUUUCAGUGAAGUGUUUGGUCGAUGAUAAUGACUUUAACAUAACCAAGAGAAUUGCAGAGGAAUUUGGCAAGGAAGGUGGGAUUGGAGAAAUGCUUCAAGAAAAGUUAAUUGAAAGAUCCAGAGUUGAAGUGAACUGGAUCUCAAAAUGGUGGGACAACAGUGCUUAUUUUGACUUUCGAAUGCCUGUUGUGGUUCACUCUAGUCCUGCCAUUGCAUUUCCAAAGGAAACAUUUGCAGAUUCCAAGGACCAGUUAAAGUAUGCAGCAAGAGCCAUUAGAUGUGUUAUAAAUUUCAAGAAUCUGGUCGAGAGUGAGUCAGUACCCGUGGACAUGUUAGGUCCACACCCAAUGUGCAUGAUACAAUACAAUAAUCUCCUGUCGACCUGUCGUAUCCCUCAUACCACCCGUGACUGGAGGGUUAAAGCAGCUAGAGGAGAGGAUCAUCAUAUCAUUGUGAUACAUCGCAACAAUUUCUAUUCCUUGAAUUUAUAUCGAAAUGGUCAGCCUAUAUCGGAAUCUGAAAUUCUCUACCGACUUGUACAAAUCACAAGUUCUCCUCAAACUGAAAACGCUCGUCCUGUUGGCAUUCUCACUUCGGACGGCAGGACGCAAUGGGCAAAUGCACGACAAAGAUUGUUGAAAGAUUCUCAGAACAAAGCAAAUUUGGAAUUGAUCGAGAAAUCUAUGUUCGUUUUAUGCCUCGACGAGUCCCCUUUGCAACACCCCAGUGAUCAAGAGAAGUCCCUUGCUGAUCCCGACUACACUGUGACAUCCCGCGAAAUGUUGCACGGCGGUGGCAUUGCGUCGAACAGCGGCAACAGAUGGUUUGAUAAAAUAUUUCAGUUGAUUGUUGGUAGAGAUGGACACAUAGGGGUAUGCUAUGAACACUCUGCUGCCGAGGCUCCUCCUGUGAUUGGUGUGUGUAAUUACAUUCAUGGACAAACUGGAAACUUUCGCGCUAUCCAGCCAAAUGGAAGCAAUGAUGAAGCCCCUCUGAAGUUGGAAUGGAACAUCAAUUCGGACACAUUGGAGGAUAUCAAUAUUGCCAUUGAGCAUUUAGAUAGUUUGGUUGACGAUGUUGAGUUGAAGUCGUACAUCUAUAAAGGUUAUGGUAAAGAAUUGAUCAAGAAAAAUAAAAUGAGUCCAGAUGCUUUUGUUCAACUUAUCAUGCAUUUGUCUUACUACAAACUACACCGCCUUAUUCCUCCAACAUAUGAAAGUGCUGGAACUCGGAUGUUUCAACUUGGACGAACGGACACCAUCCGCACUGCUUCGUUGACAUCGAAAGCUUUUGUCGAAGCUAUGGUGGACCCUGGCAAGUCGAAGCAAGAACUUGCUCAAUUGUUCCGCGUGGCAGUUAAGGCUCACUCAAAAUACACGAAGGAGGCUUGUAAUGGGGAAGCUUUUGAUCGUCAUUUUUUCGGUUUGAAAAUGAUUGCAGUUGAAUCUGGAAUGGAUCUUCCAGAGUUCUUCAUGGACAAAACGUUCGGUCGAUCUGUACAUUUCAACAUGUCUACCAGUCAGAUUGGUUCGAAAUACGAUUUGGUCACAUGUUACGGGCCCGCAGUCCCUGACGGUUACGGAAUCUGCUACAACCCACAAAGCAACUGUAUUCGUUAUACUGUGUCCGCUCUCAACAGCAAUGCUCAAACUAAUGCCGUAAAAAUGGGUGACACUGUUCAACAAAGCUUUGACGAAAUUGAGCUCGUUCUUUCAUCGUCGCAUCUUUGAACUUGGAAAUCAUGUAAUGGACGCUAGGACAUUUGGAUGGGUAGAGAGGUACACACAAGAGUUUAGUGGGUACAUUUGGAUACUAAACUUUGAUUGUUUUCAUCUGGAACUGAUGAAAGCAUUUUUAGUAAAUAAUUUUUCAAUAAAAAUCAUAGAUACUGAA